This is a messenger RNA of Jaculus jaculus (lesser Egyptian jerboa), 4005 nucleotides long. It is a transcript of the gene Lars2, whose product is annotated as leucyl-tRNA synthetase 2, mitochondrial. Bases 173 to 2884 code for a protein of 903 amino acids. The transcript has 22 exons. The record is from RefSeq and is a predicted model, not a curated record. Gene Ontology annotation, cellular component: mitochondrion. NCBI's taxonomy places the organism in Eukaryota, Metazoa, Chordata, Mammalia, Rodentia, Dipodidae. Gene Ontology annotation, molecular function: aminoacyl-tRNA deacylase activity; ATP binding; leucine-tRNA ligase activity. Gene Ontology annotation, biological process: mitochondrial translation; leucyl-tRNA aminoacylation.
CUGCCGGAGCUCAGGGGACGAGGAUCAGUUCUUUCGUCCUCGCACCCUGUUGACAGCGCGAGUUCUCCGCCUCGUCCGAGGAUCUCGGCUCCCUAGACUGGGGCUUUGGACCCAGCCAGUCGUCCAUUGCGUCUUUGGGACCCCCAGCAGGGCCCUUCCCACUAUUUGAAGAAUGGCCUCCACUUGGGAGAGACUGGGUUUUUAUGCCUCUCUUGUGACAAGGCAGCUAAAUGGUGUGCCAGCUAUCAUCUGGUGGGAAAGGAAAGUAAUUCGAAGAUGUGCCAGAAGUAUUUAUAGUACCACAGGGGAGUGGACAAAAGAGUAUGCACUGCAGACAAGAAAGGAUGUCGAGAACUGGUGGCAUCAACGAAUAAAAGAGCAGGCAUCCAGAGUUUCAGAAGCUGAUACAUCAAAGCCCAAGUUCUAUGUGCUCUCCAUGUUCCCAUACCCCUCUGGCAAGCUGCAUAUGGGCCAUGUACGUGUCUAUACCCUCAGUGACACCAUUGCACGGUUCCAGAAAAUGAGAGGCAUGCAGGUCAUCAACCCCAUGGGGUGGGAUGCAUUUGGGUUGCCUGCUGAAAAUGCUGCCAUUGAGAGGAAUUUGCAUCCAGAAAGUUGGACUCAAAGCAAUAUCAAACACAUGAGGAAGCAGCUUGACCGCUUGGGCUUAUGUUUCAGCUGGGACAGGGAAAUUACUACAUGUCUACCAGAUUACUACAAAUGGACCCAGUACCUCUUUAUCAAACUCUAUGAAGCUGGACUAGCCUAUCAAAAGGAGGCCUUGGUUAACUGGGACCCUGUGGAUCAGACAGUACUGGCCAAUGAGCAGGUGGAUGAGCAAGGCUGUUCGUGGCGCUCCGGUGCAAAGGUGGAGCAGAAGUACCUCAGACAGUGGUUCAUUAAGACAACUGCAUAUGCAAAGGCCAUGCAGGAUGCAUUAGCAGACCUUCCUGAGUGGUAUGGGAUAAAAGGCAUGCAGGCCCACUGGAUCGGGGACUGUGUGGGCUGCCAUCUGGACUUCAUAUUAAAGAUUGAUGGACAAGACACAGGAGAGAAACUGUCAGCAUACACGGCCACCCCAGAAGCCAUUUACGGCACCUCCCACGUGCUCAUCUCUCCCAGCCACAGACUCCUGCAUGGUUGCAGCUCUCUGAAAGAAGCCUUACAGAGGGCAUUGGUCCCUGGUAAAGAUUGCCUCACCCCCGUGACAGCAGUGAACAUGCUAACCCUGCGGGAAGUCCCUGUUGUCAUCAUGGCUAAGGCUGACUUGGAAGGCUCUCUGGAUGCAAAAAUAGGAAUCCCCAGCACCAGCUUGGAGGACACCAUGCUAGCCCAAAGCCUGGGCCUGCCCUACUCUGAAGUCAUUGAAACUUUGCCAGACGGCUCAGAGAGGCUGAGUCACUCUGCUGAGUUCACAGGGAUGACCCGGCAGGACGCCUUUCUAGCCCUGACUCAGGAAGCCCAGGGGAAGAGAGUGGGUGGAGACCUGACAAGUGAUAAGCUGAAGGACUGGCUGAUCUCUCGGCAGCGCUACUGGGGCACGCCUAUCCCCAUUGUCCACUGCCCAGCCUGCGGCCCAGUACCUGUACCUGUGGAGGACUUGCCCGUGAUCUUGCCCAGCAUCUCGUCCUUCACUGGCAAGGGAGGCUCCCCACUGGCCUCAGCUUCGGAGUGGGUGAACUGCUCCUGUCCCAGGUGCAAGGGAGCAGCCAAGAGAGAGACCGACACCAUGGAUACCUUUGUAGACUCUGCAUGGUACUACCUCAGAUACACCGACCCUCACAAUCCUUGCAGUCCUUUUAGCACUGGGUUGGCAAACUACUGGAUGCCUGUGGAUCUGUACAUCGGAGGGAAAGAGCACGCUGUCAUGCACUUGUUCUAUGCCAGAUUCUUCAGUCAUUUUUGUCAUGAUCAAAAAAUGGUGAUGCACAGGGAGCCUUUCCAUAAGCUGCUGGCUCAGGGCCUUAUCAAAGGGCAGACGUUCCGCCUACCAUCUGGACAGUAUCUGCAGAGAGAGGACGUGGACCUCACAGGUCCUGUACCUGUCCAUGCAAAAACAAGAGAGAAGUUGGAGGUGACGUGGGAGAAGAUGAGCAAGUCCAAGCACAAUGGGGUGGACCCUGAGCAUGUUGUGGCUCAGUAUGGAAUUGACACCGUCCGGCUCUACAUUCUCUUUGCUGCCCCUCCCGAGAAGGACAUCCUGUGGGAUGUCAAGACCGAUGCGCUUCCUGGAGUGCUGAGAUGGCAGCAGCGUCUUUGGUCCGUGGCAACCAGAUUCAUUGAGGCCAGAACUUCUGGAACAGUUCCCCAGCCCCAGCUGCUGAACAACAAGGAAAAAGCCGAGGCUCGCAAGCUCUGGGAGUACAAGAAUUUGGUCAUCACUCAGGUGACCUCCCAUUUCACAGAGGACUUUGCACUGAACUCUGCGAUUUCUCAGCUGAUGGGGUUGAGCAGUGCCCUUUUGCAAGCAUCUCAGAGGGUUGUCCUCCAUAGCACUGAAUUUGAGGAUGCUCUGUGUGCCCUGAUUGUGAUGGCUGCUCCCAUGGCCCCUCACAUAACCUCAGAGCUCUGGGCAGGUCUGGCAUUGGUACCAAGGAAGUUCUGUGGCCACUAUGCCUGGGACACUGAAGUGCUGCUUCAAGCAUGGCCCGUUGUGGACCCACAGUUCCUCCAACAGCCUGAUGUAGUAGAGAUGGUCAUCCUGAUCAACAACAAAGCCUGUGGCAAGAUCCCUGUGCCCCAACAAGUUGCCCAGGACCAGGAAAAAGUUCAUGAACUAGUUCUCCAGAGCGAGCUGGGUACCAGGCUGUUGCAGGGGAAAUGCAUCAAGAAAGCCUUCCUCUCCCCGAGGACAGCUCUUAUCAACUUCCUGGUGCAGGAAUGACUGAGGGGGGUCACUGACAAGGAGCCUCCUUUUAGGCCCAGGGUGUCCAGCUGCAUGGAAGGAUGGAUAUAGCUAGGGGAACACUUGUUCCCUUGAGUAGAACAAAAUCCAAAGGAACGGCAGCCCCAGGAAAUCAGCGAGGUGAGAGGCUUUCCUUCCUGCCUUAGAGUAUAGGUGUAGGUAACAUCAGACUAUGCUCACAUAUGCCAAAAUGGGCUCCAAGAAGCUGUGACCUGCUUGAGACCGGGACAGUAUGACAAACUCCCUAACCAUUCCCUGUCUACCCCCACCCAAGCUCAUUCCCCUUACAGCACUCCUUCCACAGUGCAGGAGCCUAGUGCUGCCUCAAAGCAACACGGGUGGAAGUGCCCCUGAGUGGGGAACAGCCGCAACCCAUAGUUUUUGGGGGGAGGAGGCAAUGAAAAGUGGAUUCCCUUCUUUCCUGUGAGAAGAGCAAUCCUAAGACAGCUGCUUUGUAGGCUGGGGACCUGCCUCAAGCUAAAUGGGCUACCAAAGGCUCACAACCAGGCAGAUGAGUUUAGGAAGUGGAAUCCCAGUGACCAAUAGCAGAGGGAGUGGGUGGUGACUGCAUUGACAGGCAGUUGAGGACAUACCAGGCCUAGAGGCAGCUACCUCAAACCCAAAAAGGCCUGUAACCACCCAGAGCUGACCUGGCUGCUGGCCUCCAUCACCCUAGGCUGCCCCCUUGGAAGAGGAAAGAGGGAGGUGCAGCAAUAAUGAGGCCCUAGAGGGGUGGAGGUGGCCAGACCUGUUGGAACCGAACACCUAUGACUCACCUCCCUGAACUUCAUUCCCUGAACUUAAAUUCCAGUUCUCAUUUGGCCUUCGGAUAACCACAGCUAAGCCAGACACCAGUAGUAGGAGCGGCAGGCUAUGAUCCCUAACAGCAGCAGUAAAGUUCAUCCUUUACUGAGGACUAACUGUGCUAGGCCCUGCCCUACCGUAACAUUCCAAUCCUUGCUCAGUAACAUACAUGAGAAGGUGACAGAGCCUUGGUUCCAACCCUGCUCUGCUAAUUCCUUCCAAGGUCCUGCAACUCUUGGACUCAGCUUCUCUCCUGGCUUCCAAGCCACCCUAGAGCAUGCCAAACCCAUAUGCCC